AUGAAGACCUCUAUGAUUCAAGCUCUUCUCGCGUUCGCCAUGGUCGCCGUGGCCCUUCCCAGCAAGCCGUGCGAUUCCUGUGACAAGGAGACUGGCAAUGUCUGCGAAAGCGAUCAAAGUGUUGUAUGCAAAGAAAAUGGAAAGGGUGGUCUAAUCAGUCUGGGUAACGUCUUGCCUGGGGCCCUUGGGGAGAGUUGUGACACUGGCGCAGUUUACUGUUGCUCUCAUGAGGCCGCUUCGAAGGGUAACUUGGCUAACUUGGAUGUGAAUGCUCAAUGCUCUCUCAAUCAUGUUCUAUAA
Penicillium cosmopolitanum is the source of this 300-nucleotide messenger RNA. RefSeq lists its product as uncharacterized. The record is from RefSeq and is a predicted model, not a curated record. Bases 1 to 300 code for a protein of 99 amino acids. Lineage: Eukaryota; Fungi; Ascomycota; Eurotiomycetes; Eurotiales; Aspergillaceae. The transcript has 2 exons.